AUGAGCAGCGGACCGAAGAAAAACGAAAAUGGAGUCGAGGAGCAGACAUCAGGAAUGGACUACAUAUCCAGUUUUGACAUUAGGCUCAAUAAGGAUGUUUACUAUGCUGGCGAGACAAUCAGUGGCAGCGUACUUCUGGAAAACACGGAGAAUAUCAAGAUUCGUGGAAUUCGGGUUCUUUUGAGAGGAAAGGUACAUGCGACACUGAAAGUUGUCAAGUCUGGAGAGCGGAGAACGUUGAAAGAUGAUCAGUAUGUACUAGACGAAAAGCAGCUGUUAUGGGGAAAAGACAAAAACGACGAAUCAGACAGCGUGCCGAUCCUUGCCCGUGGCGUCCAUCAAUUCUCGUUUAAUUUUGAUCUACCACAAUCUUCACUUCCGUGCUCUCUGGAGAGCCGACACUGUACUAUUCGAUAUUAUUUCAAGGUCAUCAUCGACAUUCCAUAUGCAUCAUCACCACAGGGAAUCAAGUAUUUUACAAUCAUCGGACCACAUAUCGAUAGUAUGGAGGAGAAAUAUCUGAGUCCACUGACCGCCCAAGAUCGGAAAGUUACAUGUUGCUGGUGCUGUCAACGCGGCGCACUUGCACUUCGAAUCAUUCUGGAAAGGACGGCAUACGUGUGCGGAGAGAAUAUCCGUGUACGAGCGCAAAUCGAGAAUCGGCAGUCAUCGGCACAAAGUCUCGUUAUUCGUCUGGUUCAACAUGUCGAGGUUUUUGUGGAGAAGGGACUGCUCGGAGAGAAUAAGAUGAUGUCAUGUGUGGUGUUCGAGCACAAAUCCCCAGCCAUUGCUGCGAAUUCCCAAGGAAAAUACGACUCUACUCUGGAACAACCAAUCCGUCUUCCAGUUGUUCCUCCAACCCUUGUUGGAGUUUGUCGUCUGAUCCAGAUCUACUAUGUUCUGAGAGUCUGCAUGGAAGACGAGAAGGGAAACGAAUGUCUUCAUCUCGACUUUCCAUUGACCGUUGCUACACUCCCAUACCGUAUCCCGAAUACUCAGCCACCUCCUGUUGAUUACGAUUUCUGUUCCAACCACGUGGAAGGAGGAAAAUACGUGUCACCGGAAUUCCGAUUAGGACAAGUUUACGAUGGAGAGGGUGAAGAGAUCAAUAAGGAGGAAGAGAUUGUUCUGUAUCGUCCGGUUUAUGUGAAGUUGGCUGAUAGACGUAUUGGAUCGCCACACGUUACAAAGGACUUCAGAUCGGGAUCGUUCACUCGAAUUGCUGACACCAGUUUGGCACUGGUCACCGAACCGAAUGGAUCUCGUCGUCGAUCCAUUAUCAUCGCAUCCAAUCCAUGUUUGGCUAUGCGAGACGAAUCGAUGGAUGAAAAAUUGAUGAUGACCGGGCUAAAUGGAAGUAAUUCUGAGGGAGAUCCAUUGGUGGCCUAG
Molecule: messenger RNA, 1389 nt
Organism: Caenorhabditis briggsae
Lineage: Eukaryota; Metazoa; Nematoda; Chromadorea; Rhabditida; Rhabditidae
Gene: Cbr-arrd-6
Product: Protein CBR-ARRD-6
Exons: 9
Coding region: 1-1389 (462 amino acids)
Biological process (GO): protein transport
Cellular component (GO): cytoplasm
Source: RefSeq, a predicted model, not a curated record